UCGUCUUUCUCACCAACUCGGUCAAAUACUCUCUUUCUCUUUCUCUUUCUCUUUCUCUUACAUAACAUUACUUCUCAGAAAAAGAAGGUACCCGAGUCAAUUGCACCUCCUCUUGUUCUCCACCACCUCCCAUUUAUAUUCCUUUCACCCUCUUUUCUCACCAAUUACUUUCCAGCUUCCAUUCCCCACACAAAACAUCUUAUUCUCUCUUUCUCUUUCUCUUUCUCUCUCACCAACCAUGGGUAGAUCUCCUUGUUGUGAGAAGGAACACACAAACAAAGGAGCUUGGACCAAAGAGGAAGACGAACGCCUCAUCAAUUACAUCAAACUUCAUGGCGAAGGUUGUUGGAGAUCCCUCCCCAAAGCUGCUGGCUUGCUCAGAUGUGGCAAGAGUUGCAGACUCAGAUGGAUAAAUUACCUCAGACCUGAUCUAAAGAGAGGCAACUUCACUGAAGACGAAGACGAACUCAUCAUUAACCUCCAUAGCUUACUUGGAAAUAAAUGGUCUCUGAUUGCCGCCAGGUUACCGGGAAGAACCGAUAACGAAAUCAAAAACUAUUGGAACACUCACAUCAAGCGCAAACUCUACAGCCGCGGAAUCGACCCGCAAACCCAUCGACCUAUCAACGCCGCCUCCACCCCUCCGCCAACCGCAGCGGUUUCGCCUCCCUCCACCGCCGCUGUCCCUGUGGCAACGUCCAACAAAAAAAUAAACAGCGACAGCAUUAGCAGCUCCAACACCCUCGCCCAUGAUGUUAUUACCAACAACAACAUCAUCAACAGUAACAACAACAGCAACGGUUUUCAUUUGGUGACCCAUAGUGGUUAUGCCAACGCCAUAACGAAGGUUGGAACCGACGAAGAUUCUAACAGCAGCAGCGGCGUUACCGUGGAAGAAUCCCUCCCCCCUCACCAUCAACUCAACUUGGACCUUUCCAUUGGCCUUCCCUCUUCUCGGCAAGUUUCUUCUUCGGUGAACCCAGAAAAUUUGAAAGCGCAAGAGCAUGAUCAAAAACCGCAUCUGUUAUACAAGUGGUAUGGGAACAUUACUGGCCAAAGUGUUUGUCUUUGUUACAGUCUAGGGCUUCAAAGCGAUCAAGCUUGUUAUUGCAAAGGCAUGGGUGCUACUGCUACUGCUACCACGGUUACUACAACUGCCACAGAUAGUAAUCUGUAUAGAUUUUACAGACCCAUGAAUAUUUAGACCGUGAAUGUCAUGUUAUUUGGUGUGACUUCUCUCUAUUAACAACAUGGAAAUAGUAGUUGUAGAAUCCCAAAUUUUGAGAAAAUCCUAGAUAGAUUUUUGUCUCUAACUUUUCAUUUUGCUUUUCAUCUUUUAUUUAAUUGAAUUUCAAACGUGAAUUUUUUGCUGGUCGAGAUUUUUGGUUGAAUGCUAAAUUGAAGCCUCGUGAAAACUGGGUUUUGUUCUUUACUUUGCACACACUCUAAAAAUGUUUACUGGGCUAUAAGAGAUUAUAAAACUCACCACUGUUCCAUUAUUCUGAACAUAAAUACUUGUUCAUGUUGUUUAAUUUUAAUUAGAAACAAACAAAAAUAACUAUGCAGGAUGUUUAUAGUGAUGCUGAUUUUACUGUUGAUUCAAAUAAUGAAAAUAUCACUUGUCCUUCUUUCUUAAUGUGUUGGGUGGAGGGAUUUUGAUAUGAAAGAGGCAGUUAAUAGAGAGGUAAGUGGUUAUGAUUGGUUAAAAUUUGAAUAUUCUUGGCGUUGUAGUGGUGGGUCAGUAAUGAGUUGUUAGACAUUAACUAUGUUUGGUAAGUUACAGUAAGUUUGAUACAUAUGAUCUAAAGUGAGCAGUGGCAGCAAGAACAGUGGUGAAGUUAGCUAGCUGAGGCUAGGAGAGAAGGAAGCUACAAAAAGCAAACUCAAUUCAUUGAUGUUUGUAAUAUCUUAUAGCUAGUGUUUAGGUAGGAGACAGCUUUUGAAUGCAUACCUACCAUUUACUGUCACCAGAACAAGACAAUUAUGAGAAAACUGGACUAUACUUGACAAACUUUCCUUCACAUUCAUUCAUAUACAUCCUACAAUUCAAUUCAUUCCUCUAUCCUCUUUCUUGGUCUACGCAAGCUGGAUAUAGUUUUUU
This is a messenger RNA of Vigna radiata var. radiata (mung bean), 2101 nucleotides long. RefSeq names its product myb-related protein 308. Bases 239 to 1204 code for a protein of 321 amino acids. The record is from RefSeq and is a predicted model, not a curated record. The transcript is spliced from 3 exons. Lineage: Eukaryota; Viridiplantae; Streptophyta; Magnoliopsida; Fabales; Fabaceae.